Molecule: messenger RNA, 1302 nt
Organism: Striga hermonthica
Lineage: Eukaryota; Viridiplantae; Streptophyta; Magnoliopsida; Lamiales; Orobanchaceae
Source: the annotation of a GenBank genome assembly
AUGGAGCCACCAGAAAAACUUGGACAUCCUGGUCUUGUCACCGGAGCUCAGAAAUCGGCAAAAGACUCCGGUACUCGUAACAAAAUGAUGUUGCCUUCAAGUGUCGCAAAUCAAAGUUAUAGUGUGUCUGCUUCAUCGCCAGCACAUGCUUCAACAUUGAUACCUUCAUUUGAGGGAAGUUUAGUGCCAAGUGAAGCAGCCGAUGGUGGUGCCACACAGGAGAGUCAUGAUGCCAUCAAUGUGGACAGUGAUGUUGAGGAACAACCUGUUACCAAGAAGGCAAAGAAAACCACAUCUGAAGUGUGGCAAUACUUCACCAAGUACUGGGUGACAGUGGAGGAAAUCAUGGAGUAUUAUUCGGCUGAAAGAGAUAAGUUGUAUGAAUACUUCAAAACCAUUCAAAGCCGGUUUAGUGCAACGAUGGAUAUGUGGAAAUCCAACCAGAAUAAGGGUUAUGUGUGUGUCACCCUUCAUUGGGUUGAUGAUGAUUGGAAAAUUCAGAAGAGGAUAUCAAUUUCCUCCAUGUUGAAAGGCGACAUACCGACUGCUUUUGCGAGGCUGACUUCCAUUGACCGCCACAGGUAUGGUAGUAUUGCUCCUUCAUAUCAUGAAUGGGAUAAGGCACAAAUUUUGAUUCCCUUCUUGAAAAAAUUCUUUGAGCUUACUGAGAUAUUCUCUGGUACUACCUAUCCAACGGCGAACCUAUUUUUUAGAGGCUUUUGUGAGAUUAAGAUAUUGCUAGCUGAUUGGUGCAUUAGUAAGGAUACCACUAUUUGUGGAAUGGCAAAUGCUAUGAGUGUCAAGUUUGAUAAGUACUGGAAGAAGUCUAAUAUUGCACUUGCUGUAGCAAAUUUUCUUGAUCCUAGGUUCAAGAGAAGAAUUGUGAAAUUUUACUUGCGAAAGUUCUAUAAUAAUUCCUACCAAGCUGAACUUGAAAAAUUCAAUGGUAUCCUAAGGAAGAUGUUUCAAUGCUAUGUUUCUGCUGCACCUUCUUCUUCAAAGAGCAAUAAAGAAGUUGAAGAACCAUUGGCAGAUCUAUUUAUGGGCAGCAACAACAUAGAUGAUGAGCUUGAUAACUACCUAUUUGAAAGUGACUCAUAUGAUGCUGAUGGAGGGUUCAGUGAAUUGGAAAGGUACUUAGCAGAACCACCAUUGAAGACCACUAAAGCCAACCAGAACAUGUUUGACAUUUUAGCAUGGUGGAAAUCUCAUAAGGAAGAGUAUCAUGAUGAAUUCUCAGAAAUGGGACGUGAUGACGAUGUGGCAAUUGAUAAUGAUGAUUUGCCUGAGAUUCAGUUGUAG